Molecule: messenger RNA, 1270 nt
Organism: Nestor notabilis (Kea)
Lineage: Eukaryota; Metazoa; Chordata; Aves; Psittaciformes; Psittacidae
Product: caprin-2-like
Exons: 4
Biological process (GO): positive regulation of canonical Wnt signaling pathway
Cellular component (GO): cytoplasm
Molecular function (GO): signaling receptor binding
Source: RefSeq, a predicted model, not a curated record
CAGUGAAUUAUCAACCUGAUGGAGCAGCUCCUGUUAGCAAUGGUAGCCUUGCCUUUUAUCCAGCCCAGACUAAUGUUAUUCCCAGACCGCCUCAGCCUUACCUUAACAGUCGUGGGUCUGUCAGAGGAUCUGCUAGAGGUGGAAGGUCUCUGGCUAGUUCAUAUCGUUCCCCUGGUGGGUAUAAAGGUUUUGAUGCUUACAGAGGCUCACCUUCAAUAACUAAUGGCAGCUAUGGCCAGCUGCAGUUUCCUGGGAGAGAUUAUGCUGGAAUGCCCUAUUCUCAGAGGGAUGUUAAUUACCAGCAGUGCUAUAAACGAGGUGGGAUAACUAGUGGUCCUCGUGCAAAUUCAAGAGCGGGGUGGAGUGAUUCCUCCCAGGUGAGCAGUCCAGAACGAGACAAUGAAACCUUUAACAGUGGGGACUCUGGGCAGGGAGACUCCCGCAGCAUCACCCCUGUUGACAUGCCAGUGACAAGCCAAGCUGCCACCAUACUACCAGUGCAUGUCUACCCCCUCCCACAGCAGAUGAGAGUUGCCUUCUCUGCUGCUAGAACAUCUAACCUGGCUCCUGGAACUCUAGACCAGCCAAUUGUGUUUGAUCUGUUGCUGAACAACCUUGGAGAAACUUUUGAUAUCCAGCUUGGUAGGUUCAACUGUCCUGUGAAUGGUACAUAUGUCUUCAUCUUCCACAUGCUGAAACUGGCUGUAAAUGUUCCCCUGUAUGUGAAUCUCAUGAAGAAUGAAGAGGUCCUAGUGUCAGCAUAUGCAAAUGAUGGGGCUCCUGAUCAUGAAACAGCUAGUAAUCAUGCAGUCCUGCAGCUUUUCCAAGGAGACCAAAUCUGGUUGCGUCUGCAUCGGGGAGCCAUCUAUGGAAGUAGCUGGAAAUAUUCCACCUUUUCAGGAUACCUCCUCUAUCAGGACUAAAAUCCAGUGCGAUGUUUACAAAAGAGCUGCUCCAAACACGUUGGUGGAGGGGGGUGGGACUAGCUUUGCACUUCUGACUUUAUAGAAGAUACGUGGUUCCAUUACUGGGGGGAAAUGAUGGUCCUGUUGUGCAAGGUGAAAUCAUGGAGUUGGGGUACUGAAUCAGCACUAAUUUGGCACUUUAUCAGUUGUGAUGUAGCCUUGCUAGUAAAGCUGUGAAUGUAUAUUGUUUGCACUUACCCUAAACUGUAUUAAUGUCCAGCUUACUACACUAUUGAUUGCCUCAAGUAUGGGCUAUUCACAAUGCCUUGUUGUGCCUCAAUAAAACAAGUUAAUAUGCAUUUUAG